GCAGCAGCGGGGAUGGACGUGUCUGGGCAGGAGACCGAUUGGCGCAGCGCGAACUUCCGGCAGAAGCUGGUCAGCCAGAUUUAAUCUCUAGGGAGAGGAUAUGCAAAUGUACCCCGUCCAGUUAUGUAAGAAUGCAGCCGUUUGAAGCUUUGCCCUGAGGAGGGGACCUUUGUCUGCUGAUCAUCUUUUAUGCGAGGACAAGAUCAGAGGCCCAAACUGUAUAAAGGAGUGACUCACAGAUUCAUGGAGUGAGGAGGCCAUGAGGAAGGCUGGUGUAGCCCACAAUAAAUCCAGCAAAGAUAUGGAGAAUCAUGUUUUUAUGAAGGCCAAAACUCGGGAGGAAUAUCUUUCUCUUGUGGCCAGACUUAUUAUCCAUUUUCGAGACAUUCACAAUAAGAAAUCUCAGGCCUCCGUCAGUGAUCCCAUGAAUGCACUGCAGAAUCUAACAGGCGGCCCCCCAGCAGGAGCAGCUGGAAUGGGCAUGGCUUCACGAGCUCAAGGAGCACCAAUGGGUGGGAUGAGUGGACUUGGGCCAAUGGGCCAGCAGAUGAGCCUUCCAGGGCAGCAACCUCCUGGAACCUCUGGGAUGGCCCCCCAUGGUAUGUCUGGUGUCUCUGCAGCUACUCAACAGACCCAGCUCCAACUGCAACAGAUGGCGCAGCAGCAGCAACAGCAGCAGCAACAAUUUCAGCAGCAACAGGCAGCUUUGCAGCAGCAGCAGCAGCAGCAGUUCCAGGCGCAGCAGUCGGCCAUGCAACAGCAGUUCCAGGUCCAACAGCAGCAGGCGGCAGCAGCGGCCGCUGCACAGCAGCAGCAGCAGCAGCAGCUGCAAGCAGCCCAGCAGCAGCAGCAGCAGCACAUGCUCAAACUGCAGAUGCAGCAGCAGCAGCAGCAGAAUCAGCAGCAGAUGCAGCAACAGCAGCAGCAACUACAGCGAAUUGCUCAAAUGCAGUUACAGCAGCAGGCAGCUCAGGCUAUGCAGGUGCAGCAGCAGCAGCAACAACAACAACAACAACAAAUACCACCGCAACAGAUACAGCAGCAGCCAUCUCAGCAAGUCAUGCAGCAGCAGAUGCAACAGCUGCAGCAACAACAACAGCAACAGCAGCAGGUUGCUCAGGCCCAACAGUCUCAGCUUCCACCACAGUCGCAGCCCCAGCCCAUGGUCUCUCAGGCACAGGCAAUCUCAGGACAGAUCCCUAGUCAGGUCAUGUCUGUACCUUUUACCCAGCAGCAGUUAAAAGCCAUGCAGGUAAGAGCUCAACUGGUGCAGCAGCAGCAGCAGGCAGCGGCAGCAGUCCAAGCGGCUCAGGCCCAGGCUGCUCAGAUGGGAGCUUCAGGGCAGAUGAUCACCGCAACUAUGGCCAGAGGUGGGAUGCAAAUAAGACCACGGUUCCCGCCUACCACCGCUGUAUCUGCCACGCCUGCAAGCUCCAUUCCUUUGGGCGGACAGCAAAUGCCACAGGUCAGCCAGAGCAGCAUUACCAUGAUGUCGUCUCCGUCACCUGUCCAGCAAGCGCAGACACCCCAGUCAAUGCCACCACCUCCUCAGCCACAGCCAUCACCUCAACCAGGGCAGCCAACUUCUCAGCCAAACUCGAAUGUCAGCUCCGGCCCAGCCCCAUCGCCCAGCAGCUUCCUCCCCAGUCCAUCUCCUCAACCAUCCCAGAGCCCAGCAGCUGCACGAACACCACAGAACUUUAGUGUCCCAUCUCCAGGUCCUUUAAACACUCCAGGAAAUCCAAACUCCGUCAUGAGUCCAGCAAGCUCCAGCCAGUCUGAAGAGCAGCAGUACCUGGAGAAACUCAAACAGCUGUCAAAGUACAUCGAGCCACUUCGGAGGAUGAUCAAUAAGAUUGAUAAAAAUGAAGAUAGGAAGAAGGACCUGAGUAAGAUGAAGAGCCUCUUGGAUAUCCUGACUGAUCCUUCAAAACGAUGCCCUCUGAAGACUCUACAGAAAUGUGAAAUUGCUCUGGAGAAGCUCAAGAAUGACAUGGCUGUGCCCACGCCUCCACCUCCACCAGUGCCCCCUACCAAACAGCAGUACUUGUGCCAGCCACUUUUGGAUGCUGUCUUGGCAAACAUUCGUUCACCAGUCUUCAACCAUUCCCUCUACCGUACCUUUGUGCCAGCUAUGACUGCGAUACAUGGCCCUCCAAUCACGGCCCAGAUGGCUUCCCCUCGAAAGCGUAAAUAUGAAGAGGAUGAAAGGCAGACCAUACCAAAUGUAUUACAAGGGGAAGUCGCAAGAUUAAAUCCUAAAUUCCUGGUGAAUCUGGAUCCCUCCCAUUGCAGUAAUAAUGGCACAGUCCACCUCAUAUGCAAGCUAGAUGACAAGAACCUUCCAAAUGUCCCGCCACUACAGCUCAGUGUUCCAGCUGACUAUCCAGAUCAGAGCCCUCUGUGGAUAGACAACUCUCGACAAUAUGCAGCCAAUCCCUUCUUGCAGUCAGUGUAUCAGUACAUGACAUCAAAAUUGCUGCAACUUCCAGACAAGCAUUCAGUCACAGCACUCUUAAACACCUGGGCACAAAGUAUCCGUCAAGCCUGCCUCUCUGCUGCAUAACUUCCUUCCCUUGUGAAAUCAUGAAGCAAAGAAAUUGGGUCUCGACAGCUGGCCUCUCCCAUGGCCACUGGAAGAAUCACAGGCAUUUUGGGAGGGAACUUCAGAAGAAAAAGCCUUAUACUGUUUUGUUUCUAGGUGCCAGGUUCAAUAGGGAACCUGGUGUUAGAUUUAGAUUUCAUGCUUUUAUCUUCUGCCUUUGUGGACUUUGCCAGCAUUUUCACAUAUACAGAACAUGUAUAUAUGGUUCUUGAGACUGAUGUAUUAGGAGGGGCUUUUAUUGUCUUCUUAGAGAAGAAAUUAUUUGUAGACUUCCAUCAGGGAGUCUGAAUGGUAUAGAAAGGAGAGGGGAGAAUGUCCUAAUUUGCUUCAGACUUUGCCUGAUGCCAGUAUUCCUCACACUCUGUAUGUUGUGUGACUUGAUAUUGCCCCAAGAAUAAAUUAGCUGCAGCUAGAAUGUGCUCACAAACUUCCCUAUGGUUGCAGGAGUCUGGUAAUUUAAUUUGGAGAAAGGGGAGAAAUCGGGGCCUUUUUAGGGCAUCCCUAAUGCGUCAGAUUAAUCUGAAUAAUUCUGUUUAGGAGGAAAACCAACCAUAGGAAAAAUUUUAUAGCUUAUUUUAAACACUACUUUGUAUAAACGGUUUUUGGUUAGCACGGACCAUGCAUUUCUCACUCUUAGAAAGUUGGAUGAUCUGAAGGAGGGGUAUUCAGUGUGCAUGCUGACUGAUUUCCCUGUGAACUCCAAGUGUGUGUGCAGGGAAAAUCAAUUGAUUGACUCAUAGCAGCACUGUAAAUGAAUCCAGCAGGCUGCAGCUACUUAUCUGCAUUUAUAUUUACCAGGGGAAUUGCAUCUUACCUGGCAUUUCUCUUGGGUGUUGGCUUCCCUGGGGAGUGAUGCAACUCAUGGGAAGUGUUUGCAUAUCCCACUCGCAUCUCUUUGUUUAAAAAAACUGAACAGAGCUCAGGUCUAAGACUGACAAUUGACCUUACGUGCCUUGGGCACUGAGGGACACCCAACUGUAAAAGUAUUACUGGUCAUCUCAGUUAGGAUCACAAGACUGAUGGCAGCUGCUGUGUUGUGAGGCAAUGCGAAUAAAGUAACUGGUUCCAUACACAGUGUGAUUACAUUUCAGUUUGCCCUAUCUUUGUAGUUCAUUCACUCUCAGUUCCUGCGUGUAAGGGAAUUUGAAAGUCUCAAGUAUUUCCAUCACACCCUGCUCCAUCCCCCAGUAUUGUGCAACAGUCCCUGACAAGUAGCUGGACUCUUACAGUGGUGUCAAGAAAUUGCUGUGACCUCUGUAAAUCUGUGUGGUGUCAUCAGUUUUAGGAUGUUUUAAAAUGUGGGUACUUAGUAAGCACUGAUUGAGGCAGCCGAGUGGUAUCAAUAUUUUGUACAUGAACUAAUGCAUUAUCUGUUUGUUUUAUCGUAAUAAAUUUAUUAUUAUUCCUGUG
Messenger RNA from Malaclemys terrapin pileata, 4015 nucleotides. RefSeq names its product mediator complex subunit 15 (gene MED15). The record is from RefSeq and is a predicted model, not a curated record. Gene Ontology annotation, biological process: regulation of DNA-templated transcription. Gene Ontology annotation, molecular function: transcription coregulator activity. NCBI's taxonomy places the organism in Eukaryota, Metazoa, Chordata, Testudines, Emydidae. The transcript is spliced from 19 exons. Bases 260 to 2566 code for a protein of 768 amino acids.